Molecule: messenger RNA, 309 nt
Organism: Filobasidium floriforme
Lineage: Eukaryota; Fungi; Basidiomycota; Tremellomycetes; Filobasidiales; Filobasidiaceae
Exons: 2
Biological process (GO): microtubule-based movement
Cellular component (GO): cytoplasm; cytoplasmic dynein complex
Molecular function (GO): dynein intermediate chain binding
Source: RefSeq, a predicted model, not a curated record
UCCAGCGCAACAGCAGAGAUCGAUGCCACACUAUCUCGACUCUCGGGUUACAAGAAUGUCAUGGGGAUCAUGGUCAUGACGAGGGCUGGAGGUGUCCUGCGACAGAGCGGUCCGGCUUUCGAAGGUGACAAGGGCAAGACGUACGCGAGGGUAGUGGUGAAGAUGAUCGAGAGCGUCAUCAAGGGUAUAGAGGAGCUGGAGGAAGGAGACUCGCUCAAGUUCUUGCGUAUGCGGACGAAGAAGCACGAAUUGAUUAUAUCUCCAGGCAAGGCUAAAGCUAAACUGCCCUUCUUUGAUGCUGAGCACUGA